CCAAACACUUACAGGAUGUUAUCUCGUAUGCUAUUCAAAAUGAUUGUGUCAUGUCUGUUUGCAUCUAUGGCAAAUUGCUGGGAUGUACCAGACAACAUAUACAAUACUUACUUCGGGACAAUCUCGAGGGAAAGACCGUAUAUGCCGACUGAAAUAUAUGGGGAGAUACCAGACUGGAUCGAAGGGUACUUUUUAAAGCAGUCUGGUGGUACAUAUGGUAACUGGAGUAACCCUGAACUUGGAUCCAAAAUUACCCACGCGUUUGAUGGAUUAGGAACAGUGGCAUCGUUUAAAAUGCGUGAUGGUAUGGUGGAAUACGGAACUAAGUAUGUUAUAUAUCAAUCGAUUCACCCACAUUCUCUGCAGUAAUAAAAUGAUUAAAU
Molecule: messenger RNA, 383 nt
Organism: Saccoglossus kowalevskii
Lineage: Eukaryota; Metazoa; Hemichordata; Enteropneusta; Harrimaniidae
Product: beta,beta-carotene 15,15'-dioxygenase-like
Biological process (GO): carotene catabolic process; retinal metabolic process
Molecular function (GO): beta-carotene 15,15'-dioxygenase activity; carotenoid dioxygenase activity
Source: RefSeq, a predicted model, not a curated record